Molecule: messenger RNA, 499 nt
Organism: Quercus lobata
Lineage: Eukaryota; Viridiplantae; Streptophyta; Magnoliopsida; Fagales; Fagaceae
Product: Gibberellin-regulated family protein
Exons: 4
Coding region: 16-426 (136 amino acids)
Source: RefSeq, a predicted model, not a curated record
AAACUUCCAUGACAAAUGAUAAGCAUCCAUCUUCACAUAAUCACUAAAAUUCGUCCAAGUAAAUUCACUCUCUCUACAAUGGCAGUGAAGCUAUGCCUUAUAAUGUUCUCUGUGGUCAUCACGAUGCUGCAUUUACUAGUAGAGAACCAUGCUGCUAUCAUCACUCAGGCUCCAACACCACAGCCACAUCAAAUUAGCCCCUUUCCCAUGCAUGGCGUAACCCAAGGCAGUCUUCAACCUCAAGAGUGUUCUCCACGUUGCACCCAAAGAUGUUCAAAAACAGCAUUCAAAAAGCCAUGCAUGUUCUUCUGCCAAAAGUGUUGUGCUAAAUGCUUAUGUGUUCCUCCAGGAACUUAUGGGAAUAAGGAAUUCUGCCCUUGCUACAAUAACUGGAAGACCAAGAGAGGAGGACCCAAAUGUCCUUGAACAUUUCUUUCAUUGCUUAAAAUUGUUGUUAUCUAGUGAGUAGUGAGCAAUAUAAACUACAAAAUUGUUGGGA